This is a messenger RNA of Funneliformis geosporum, 2517 nucleotides long. The record is from the annotation of a GenBank genome assembly. NCBI's taxonomy places the organism in Eukaryota, Fungi, Glomeromycota, Glomeromycetes, Glomerales, Glomeraceae.
AUGUCACAACCUAACAUAGAUCACAUACCUUCAUCAUCUUCACCCACCCAUCAUCGGAUCACUGUUGAUGAGAAUGAAGAUCAAAAGGGAUUAAGCACGACACCUCCAAAAAAUACUGCAAAGAGAUAUGCCACUUAUGAAUUAAAUUGGCAAGAUAACAAUAGUUCCGAUUAUUUCGAUUGUGAUUCAAAUGAUGACACACCUGAUCAUAACAUUAAUUCACAAAAUAAUAUCUCUGUGGAUGAUUCCGUACAGCCUGCUAGAUGGUCUUCACCUAAAACACCACCACCUACAAUUCCAUCAACUUCCGCUUCUCAAGAACCACCACAACAGAAUGAUCAACCUAGAUCCACUUCACCUCCUCAUUCCAAGAUAUCAAUCUCCCCAAUCGAUACUAUGAGCCGACCUGAAUCACGUGACUCGACAGAAAGUGAACCUCAAUCACCUUUUGGAGGGAUUACGGUUACAACUGUUAAAGUGGUAGAAAUACUCCAUAGUCCUACACAAUCUCCUAAUGAAGAAGAUUCUUCAUCGGAAUUUUAUCCUGUAGUUAACGAACGUAAGCAAAAGGUUAAUAGGUUUUCACUUCCACCGACGCCACAGCAUCAGCCACCUUUGCCAAAAUCACGCGUCAAAAAUAUUUCAACCGAAGAUUCUAAAAUGUUGAAACAGAAAAAACGUUCGUCAAUGAUGCGUUCUCAAAAAAUUAGAGGAGGGAAAGGGAAGAGUGUUAGCACGAAUGGUAAACAAUCGGCGUUCAUUAUACCAAAUGAACAACCUUUUAUUGACCCAAGAUUAUUAGCACAACGAUCUCCUUCAAAAACAAACCGAAGGCAGGUAAAACGAGGUGGAAAUGCUAAUAAAAAAAGAAUGUCUCAAAGGCAUAUGGAUUUCGCACCUACCUCGAACCCAGUACAUUCUAACGAUCCUACAGAUAUGGAAGCUGAUUUACCUCCCGUUAAAAAUCAAAUGUACCCAUGGUUACCGGGACCUUCUAAACCACCUCAAUUAAUUCAUGCCUCAUUAGUUCCCCUUCCUCUUCUUUUAUCUUCCAAUCCUAAUCGUUUAUCACGCGACAUUCCUCAAAGGAAACGCGAGUCAAUCAUUGUACCAAAUCCAAAUCGUGCGUCAUUAGUUUUUAGACGUCAGCUUUUAGAGGAAAGUUUGAUGAUGUCGUUUGGUGGAAUGAUGGGUAAUGUUAAUAGUAAACCUCAACCUACCCAAGUAUCAAGACCAAUAAUUAAACGAAAAACAAAAAAAGGUAGUAAUGCCAAAGUAGAAGAUAGAGAAGCAAGACGAGAGAGACGAAGAAAAGAAAAAUUAGAAAAACGACUUGCCGAAGAACUGACGAACAAUAGCAAUUAUCUAAAUGGUCAAAUAGAAGGGGUAAAAUUAGAAAAUAAGAAUGGUGACAACAAAGUCACUAAAACUUUAGAACAGGAUAGAAUUUUAGAAUCUCAAGAACUUGCUGAAAAAGUUAAAAUGCGUAAAAAAGAAAUUCAAUCUUCACCGAGUAAAUCAUCACAGGAUACAACAAUGAACGAUUACUUUCCACGACGAAGAUCUAAGGAUGAUGUUUCAUCAUCACUAGCCCAUUUAGCUCAUUCGAAUUUAUCCCUUGAACAUACAUCAAGUAAAGAAAGAUUGAAUCGUAAACAAACACCAAGUUCCCCGCCAAGUUCACCAUCAUCGUCCUCUGCACCUGUGUCACGCACUAUACUUCCUAUUCAUUUGGAAGAAAGUGAACCGGAUUUAAUUCAACCAAUGGCUUCUUCACCUUUGACUUCAAAUAAAUAUCAAAAAGCUGGAAUUAAUAUUUUAGGAGGAAUAUUUAAUAAACAAACAGCAAAGGAUGUUACUAGCCCACCAGUUUCGCAAAAUACUUCGCCUGUAUUACAUCCAACACCAUCUCCUUUAUCACCAAGAUCACCAACAACACCAGUUCCGUUAGUAUUGCCAUUACGUUCACCUAUUAAUAAUCCACCACAAUCUCCACCAUUAAGUCCAUCAAGAACUUUGAGAUUUCCACAACAGUUGCCACGAAUAGGAGGAAGACCUCGCCGAGGAUUUGAAAAUGACCCGAUCAGUCCUCCCGCUAUUCCGGACACAGAAAAAUUAAGAAAGAUGGAAAAGUUUGAAGCUUUAAUUGCUAAUUCAGAAAUAUCAAAUAGUAAAAAACCGAUCACUGGAAAAAUAAAAGCCCUUAUUACAAACACUACUACAGUUGUAACGAAUGCUGCUUCUUCAAAUAUCACUACUUCUAAUCCUAGUUUUGAAAAGAAGAGAAAAGCAGCUGAUGUAACUGGUGUUCCUUUAAAUCCUAAUCUUCUCGGACCUUCAAGUGAAUCACAAAGAGUGAAUGGGCAAAAAAAUUCAUGUAGAAGUUCUUCGGCGGCCAUUUCUAUAGCUGGAUCUGUUCAUUAUAGACCAGAGGAAAAAGCAGAAUUAGGAAAACCAAGUCAAAUAGAUGAAGAUGGUGUUAUAAGAGUGACAUUAACUCCGGCAGUUUGUCGAUGA